UUCAUUCUUGGCGCGUGUUUAUCUUUAUUUUGAUUGAUUUGUUUUAGUUAAGCGGAAUAUGCAAAAAUUGAGAUUAAUUUAAAAACAAUGCGUCCCGAACAUAAAUAUACAUCGGAUAGUGACCUAGAGAGUGUUUUUUCCAAUGCGGAACCAUCAGCAUCGUCUGCAGAAGCCUCUGAGAAAUAUGUCUGCAGUUUUGGAUGUGGCCAAAAGUUUAAGCGAAUGAUUCAAUUGGACCGUCACGAAUAUAAACAUUCUGGAGUUAGAAAACAUGCAUGUUUCUAUGAGGGAUGUUCCAAGACCUACACCAAUACUCAACAUCUCAAGCGACACAUUAAGACUUUCCAUGAAAAAUCUCCACAAAUGAAAAAUAUUAAGUGCAGCUUUGAUUUCUGCGAUAAAAUGUUUGUUUCUAAUGAAAAUAUGGAAAAACACAUUCGAGAAGUUCAUGAAAAUGCCAAAGUCUAUCGAUGUCUUCAUUGUGAUGAGAAAUUCACUCAGAGAAUCAAGCUGAGGCGACAUGAAGUCAAACACACAGGAGUCUAUCCUUUUAAUUGCUCGAAAUGUUCUAAAGGAUUUGUCCAGGAAUACUUUUUAACACGCCAUGUGUGCACCAAAAUCCACAAAUGCGAUCGGUGUGAAGCCACCUUUGAAAAGUGGUCCGCAUUGUUGGCACAUCGCAAGGAGUUCAACCACCCAAUGCUCUAUAAGUGUGAACAAUGUUUAAAGGAAUUUAAGAGCAAAUUUUUCUUAGAAGAACACAAGAACAGCCAUGCAGAUGACAAAGAAGUAUUUAAAUGUACGUACGAAGACUGUACACGUUUUUAUACCUACAAAAGGAAUCUAUUACAACAUAUUCGAACAGCUCACGAAGGAAAAAAGAUUCCAUGUACUUUUGAAGACUGCGCAGCAAUAUUCUCGGAUAAGAGAGCUCUCGAUAACCACAUAAAAGUAAUACAUCAAAAAAUACAAAUAAGAAACUCUAAGACGACGAAGAAGCCACGCUCAAAGCGCAAAGACGCUGGCAAACGGAAGCAAUCAACACUAUCGAAGCUGUCAGGAGUGUUUAUUGAAAAGGAGAUAGACAAGCAAAUUAUGGAUGGAACGGCAACAAUUGACGUCGAUUUGCAAGCAUUGCAAGAAGAAAUACUGACGGGGAUAGAAAAUAUUGCCAGCGACAAUGUCGAGUGAAGUGAUGCCAUGACUAUGAAGUAGAUUAUUAAUAAAAAUAAAAUAUAAAUACAAAUCUCAACAAAAUACAAGGUGUUACUUCUUUUUUUUAUGUGUCAAUCCAUUCCAUAGCGUUACAUCUGUUUGUAAUAAGGAUACUUACCGCUUAACGAAAGGAUGAAUGAGAAGCUACCAAAAACUAGGAAAAGUUCCGUAUUGAUUUCAGACAAGAACGACUUAAAUAAUGUCAAAUAUCGACUUUGGAUCUGCCUAAAAUCUGAACUCAAAACAUAAAAAUAAGAUACAAACGCAAUCAAUAGGACUCCAUCUUCAUUUCAGAAAAAAAAGUCGUGUAUAAUUUGGUUUUGUGGUAGUUCAGAAAAUGAAAACGAACACGAAUUAUAUUUAUUUCUGAAAAAUUUGUGAAGUUAAAAAUAUUACAAUAAAAAAUAACAAAAUAAUA
This is a messenger RNA of Eupeodes corollae, 1633 nucleotides long. RefSeq names its product zinc finger protein 501. The record is from RefSeq and is a predicted model, not a curated record. Bases 88 to 1191 code for a protein of 367 amino acids. Lineage: Eukaryota; Metazoa; Arthropoda; Insecta; Diptera; Syrphidae. The transcript has 3 exons.